GUACUGGACAAGGUAAUAUAAAAGAAUCUUGCCUUUACUUUUUACUGAAAGACAACGUAGCUCUAUCAUUAAAUUGAACCAAAAUGGACAACAACAAAGAUUGUUAUUUGUCUGACACAUUGCCAAAAGACUGGGAACGAGGAAAACUUCUGGGCUGGGGCCAUUUUGGAAAAGUUUAUUUACUGAUAGAUACGGCCAAGCCAGAUGAUGAACUGUAUGUAGUGAAAGAUAUACUAUUAUCUCAGGUCAUACCUAGCAAGGAGAACACGUUGAGAGAAUUCAGGCGAGAAACAGAGAUUCUAUUGAUUCUUAAGAAACAUGUGCGAAUAGUUCCAUUUUUUGGAACUGCAAUAACAGAUACUGUAGCCUCUUUAUUUUUCGGCUAUAUGAAAUUGGGAUCACUUCGCGAGUAUUAUGCAGAUAAAGGACACCUAGAUGAAGUACAAUGUAUUGCCUACGCCAAACAAAUUCUAGAAGGAUUAUGUUAUCUACACGAAAGGCGAAUUAUACACAGAGAUAUCAAAGGUGCCAACAUACUUUUAGAGAAUGAGGAACACUUACGACUAACAGAUUUUGGAAUUUCUAAAAUAGUUGAGCAAACAACGGUCGGUAUAACACUAGAGGUCGGGACAGCCCGAUGGAUGGCUCCAGAAGUUUGUAAUCCUCCCACACAAAACAAAGACUAUGACUUCAAAGCAGACAUUUGGAGUGUAGGGUGUACCAUCGUUGAAAUGAUUACUGGCGGUGUCCCUUAUGGGAAUAUAGAAAGAGAGCAUGCAGUAAUGCUUAAAGUUGGCUCAGGAGAACCACCGACUUGGCCAAACACAAUUUCUCAAGAACUCAGUGACAUUUUAGAUGAAAUGUUCACAGCUAAUCCUAAAAAACGAAAAUCAGCAGAACAGCUUUUGAUAAAACUCAAUACUAUUAUGGAAUUAACUCACGUCGAUACGAAAGAUUGGUUGAUGAGGACAAAACUUAAUCUUCGAGCUGUAAAAAGAAAAGUGUUAGGGACAAAACAAAAGAUUUGUCAAAUUUCGGCGCCAUACAGAAUUAAAACAGCUGUUCAUGUCAACGGACAUAUAUUUAUAUACAGGGUUCUCUCCCUUGUCAUCUCUACUCUAGCCUCUGAUUGGACCAGCCAUCCCCAUCUUGCAUUUUCUAUUUUACAAGUCAGCAUGUUGUUUGUUCUCAACAAAGUGAAAAACGGAAUACCUAAAGGUUAUACAGUUGCGGAGUCGAGUGCUAGUUACGUUUCAACUUUGAAGAGAGGUCUAAAAUAUAUAGCUCUUCAGAUAAAAAAUCACCCAUUUUUAUUUUGUGAGUUGGCAUCUCUCAUUUCCUUUUUUGUUUCUAAGUUGACAAGACACCCAUACAUUGUAUUUAUAUCCUUGAUUACCAUCAUUUUAAAAGUUUUCUACAAUAUAAAAUAUGGUUCUUUACAUUAUGGAUACGACGAAGUUGUUACUAAGGGUCAAACGUGUGGAGGCUCACAUGCAUAUUUAGAACCUCAUUCUGGAAGCGUCACAAGAGUAGCAAGGCCACAUUUCAUAGAAAAUAUUCUACGUUUGACACGAGUGGCCACUCUCAAAGUGCAAGACAUUGCUUUUAAAGGCUAUUUACGAGGGAACCUGGCAGUUCAAUUAUUGUCGGAUGUCUACAUACACAAUGAAUACUUUGAACAACUGGAACUCAGAGAAGAUUUUUUUAGUACUGCACAUAGAAAUGGAUUUGUGUGUCAAGAGAAUUUUUCUCAACAAUAUGUGGACUUAUUUACAGGGCGCAGAGACAACAGAAACCUUUUUGAGUUUAUUCAAUCUGUGGCUGAUCUCACAGUUUCAAUAAACAUAAACGUGUACCAGGAAGAGCGAUAUAAAUAUGUUUAUUGCAAGCCCUCGUUCGGUUUGUUAGGCUUAGAAAAAAGUAUAGAUAUAUUUGGGUCUGGCAUCGUUUAUCGUAUUGAUAGAAGUUGUCAAAAUAUAAAUGUUCAGUUAAGACGAUUCCCAGCCAUGAAAAAUGUUUGUGCAGACAUUUACAUUGCUACAGCUGCACAUUUAGUUCCUGAUCAGUUAGCCUACAGCAUUGCAGAUUGUGUGUUUUUUUUUGACGGUUCAAGUGAUGGGGCAUCUCCCAACUACGUUCAUAAUGUAGUGGAGAUAGUGGAGUAUAAUGCCAAAGACAACUGGUGCUUAUUACGUUUACGGACAUGCAACAUACAACUUAUAGAAAGACUGGAAAAUGUCAUGGAGAAGUUUGAUGCUCUGAGAGUCAAGAUCUAUAACGAAUACAAAGGUUCUCGUGAUGAUGAGAGGUUGAUGUUUUCAGUAUCACAUCCUUACGGUAGCGACAAACAUAUUAGCUUGGGUCGUUGGGAAAGUCUGGAGAUAAAGAAUGACAUCUGGAGUACAUUCACCUAUCAGGCGCCGAUGUUUCCUGGAAGUGCUGGCGCUUACGUUCACAUGCUGGGGUACAGCGGCAGAGUCUGGCACUAUCCACAUUUACACAGAUGUAACAAACAAAGUGGAGCUGGCUAUCAUGUGCAGUAAACAUGACGUCAUAUAAUUAUCAUGAAAUCUGAUUAGAUAAAAAUAAAGUUUUAUAAAAUGAACAAAUAGAAAAUUAUUUUUAUGCAUUAUUAUGGCUUUUUUUCCCUUUUUUUUAAAACGAGCUUUAGAUGUAGUUUUAUUAACUUUGUUUUGUAAGAUUGAUACUCUUCCAACUUGUUAUUUAUUUUUUUGUAACGAUUGCCAGAUUUUACUGUAAGUCAGAUGUACUAUCUCUCACAAAAUGUGAAUCUAACAAAUCACUGCCUCAACUCAAUUAGUACUUGUACCUAAAUUAUAAUACGUUUUAAAAAAAAUAGUAGAAAGUAUUUUUAAUCCCACUUUUUCAAAAACCAAUAUUGCUUAUCAUACAAGUGUUUCUUAUUGUUUAUAUUCUUUUUAUCAUUUAUUACCAAUCAAAAUGUAGUUCAAUGACAUUUUUGAAUUAUUAAUUCUAAAACUCAAACUGACUUCAACUCUUCUGGCUUAAUCAAGCUUUAAUGAUCAUAUUUUUUUAUUUACUUGAAAUAGACGAUGUAUUAUAUUUUUCUGAAAACAAAAAUUUAUAUCACCAAAAAAAGGACUACACAAAUUAAGGCUAAUAAGAACAAUGUCCUCUAUCAGUGUUGACGGAAAAGUCAUGUCAGUGUUUUAUCAUGCCCACAUUUGCAGUACUUUAAAUUUCAACAUCACGGCCAGGUCUGGAAAUAUCAAUAUUAAAUAUAAAAAAAAACUUUAUAAAAUCCUAAAUACAGCUAGUAAGAUGAUUGGCAACAAACAAGACCCAUUAAAACAGCUUUUCAGGAGAAAUAUUUUUAAGAGCAUAACAAAACACCCUCUGGGUCCGGAUUUAAACACUUUACCACCAUCUUACACUUUUUGCUUUAACAUCAUUGAAUUUGUAAAACAAAAAUUUCUAUUGUCAACUUCAAAUAUAAUGUUUUAGAAAAACUCUGCUAUGAUGUUAUUAGUAUCCGUUGCAUGUUUUAACGUGUAAUUCGUUUCUUCAUAUAAUGCUUUAUUAUCUGUAACGUUCAAUUGGGAGACAAAGUUGCUGAAGAAUAGUACAGAUUAGUACUCUUAGUACAAUAGAAGUUUGCUCAUUGUUGUUCUCUGGCACUGCCAGUGUCGAUCUUCGUAAAAAGAAAACUAAACUCAUUAUUAUUUUUUUUUUAUUAUUAUUAUAAAUAUAACUAUUAUAAUCAUGGAAAGGAAUUAUUUAUCAUUGUCUGGCAUUAUUAUUAUUGUUUUUUUAUUGUUAUUAUUAUUUAUUAAAUGUUAUCGGUUUGGUAAAGUUGUGUUAACGAUUUUCUUGUUAUUUAUUAAGUCAUUUCAAAUGUUGCUUUCUAUUGUGAUGUAAGAAAGGAAACAAAACCAAUACAAUUCAACGGUAGGUCAUUCUGUGUAGACUUUGCGAUCAUGAGCUAUGGGAGAAAUUUUACUCUUGACCAACUGAAGGACAGAAGUUGAUCACAGUAAAAAUAACAUUUACACAUUAAUUAAAAGCUCUUGUAUCCAGACCGUAAACCCCUUAGAGUUGGUUGGAUUAAGGGCGCCCUAAAAAUCCCAAAAUUUAAAAUCUCAGUCUUCAAAAUGUCUGUUACUUUUGAAAAUCUUCUUCGAAUAUCGAAUCAUUCUAGCAUCGAACCAUCAACAGGUAUUAUAUUAGUUUCUUUAUGAUUCCAGAAAUGGGGUGUAACAAAAAUAAAACAUAGAUAAAA
Biomphalaria glabrata is the source of this 4261-nucleotide messenger RNA. RefSeq lists its product as uncharacterized. NCBI's taxonomy places the organism in Eukaryota, Metazoa, Mollusca, Gastropoda, Planorbidae. Gene Ontology annotation, molecular function: protein kinase activity; ATP binding. The record is from RefSeq and is a predicted model, not a curated record. The transcript has 22 exons. Bases 84 to 2543 code for a protein of 819 amino acids. Gene Ontology annotation, biological process: protein phosphorylation.